CGUUAGCUGCGUCCCGGCUGGAAGCCCGCGAAGAGGACGAGGAGGAAGGCGCCUCUGUGGCCGCGGCCGCAGCGCUCCGGGUGCGACGAGCCAUGAGCGGGCGCGCCGCGGGCGACCCUGCCGUCGCCGGCCGCCGCUGAGCCCGACCCGGAGACCGCUCGCCGCUCCCCAGCACCCUCUCCAGCCGGCACCCUCGCGCGCGGAGAACCAUGAUUCCGGUGACAGAAUUCCGGCAGUUCUCUGAGCAGCAGCCUGCCUUCCGGGUGCUGAAGCCGUGGUGGGAUGUGUUUACUGAUUACCUCUCGGUGGCCAUGCUCAUGAUCGGCGUGUUUGGAUGUACUUUGCAGGUCAUGCAAGACAAAAUAAUCUGUCUUCCGAAAAGAGUGCAGCCUGCUCAGAACCACUCUUCCAUCUCAAACGUCUCUCAAGCAGUUGCCAGUACUACCCCACUCCCUCCACCUAGACCAUCUCCUGCUAACCCCACCACUGUGGAAAUGAAGGGACUGAAGACAGAUCUGGACCUUCAGCAGUACAGCUUCAUAAACCAGAUGUGUUACGAGCGAGCCCUCCACUGGUACGCCAAGUACUUCCCUUACCUCGUUCUCAUCCAUACCUUGGUCUUCAUGCUCUGCAGCAACUUCUGGUUUAAAUUCCCUGGCUCCAGCUCCAAAAUAGAGCACUUCAUCUCCAUCCUGGGGAAAUGUUUUGACUCUCCUUGGACCACACGGGCUUUAUCUGAAGUGUCCGGGGAGGACUCCGAAGAAAAGGACAACCGGAAGAACAACCUGAGCAAGUCCAACACCAUCCAGUCUGGUCCAGAAGGCAGCCUGGUCAACUCUCAGUCUCUAAAGUCCAUUCCCGAGAAGUUUGUGGUUGACAAAUCCACCGCCGGGGCUCUGGAUAAAAAGGAAGGUGAGCAAGCAAAGGCCUUAUUCGAGAAGGUGAAGAAGUUCAGGCUGCACGUGGAAGAAGGUGAUAUUCUAUACGCCAUGUAUGUUCGCCAGACUGUACUCAAGGUUAUCAAAUUCCUAAUCAUCAUUGCAUAUAAUAGCGCUCUGGUUUCCAAAGUCCAGUUCACAGUGGACUGUAAUGUUGACAUUCAAGACAUGACUGGGUAUAAAAACUUCUCUUGCAAUCAUACCAUGGCACACUUGUUCUCCAAACUCUCCUUUUGCUACCUGUGCUUUGUUAGUAUCUACGGACUGACGUGCCUUUAUACCUUGUACUGGCUGUUCUAUCGUUCUCUAAGGGAAUAUUCUUUUGAGUAUGUCCGACAGGAGACUGGGAUUGAUGAUAUUCCAGAUGUGAAAAAUGACUUUGCUUUUAUGCUUCACAUGAUAGACCAAUAUGACCCUCUCUAUUCCAAGAGAUUUGCCGUGUUCCUGUCUGAAGUCAGUGAAAACAAAUUAAAGCAGCUGAACUUGAAUAAUGAGUGGACUCCUGAUAAACUGAGGCAGAAGCUCCAGACAAAUGCCCACAAUCGACUGGAAUUGCCUCUUAUCAUGCUCUCGGGCCUUCCAGACACUGUUUUUGAAAUCACAGAGCUACAAUCUCUAAAACUCGAAAUCAUCAAGAACGUAAUGAUACCAGCCACCAUCGCGCAGCUGGACAAUCUCCAAGAGCUCUCUCUGCACCAGUGCUCUGUCAAAAUCCACAGUGCAGCCCUCUCUUUCCUGAAAGAAAACCUCAAAGUCUUGAGCGUCAAGUUCGAUGACAUGAGAGAGCUGCCCCCCUGGAUGUAUGGACUGCGGAAUCUGGAAGAGCUCUACUUGGUGGGCUCUCUAAGUCAUGAUAUUUCCAAAAACGUCACCCUCGAGUCGCUGCGGGAUCUCAAAAGCCUUAAAAUUCUCUCUAUCAAAAGCAACGUUUCCAAAAUCCCUCAGGCAGUGGUGGACGUUUCCAGCCAUCUCCAGAAGAUGUGCAUCCACAACGAUGGCACCAAGCUGGUGAUGCUAAACAACUUGAAGAAGAUGACCAACCUCACAGAGCUGGAACUGGUCCACUGCGACCUGGAGCGGAUUCCCCACGCCGUAUUCAGCCUGCUCAGCCUCCAGGAAUUGGACCUGAAGGAAAAUAAUCUGAAAUCGAUAGAAGAGAUCGUCAGCUUUCAGCACUUGAGGAAGCUGACAGUGCUGAAGUUGUGGCAUAACAGCAUCACCUACAUCCCAGAGCACAUAAAGAAACUCACCAGCCUGGAGCGCCUGUCCUUCAGUCAUAACAAAAUAGAGGUGCUGCCCUCCCACCUCUUCCUAUGCAACAAGAUCCGAUACUUGGACUUAUCCUACAAUGACAUUCGCUUUAUCCCACCCGAAAUCGGAGUUCUACAAAGUUUACAGUAUUUUUCCAUCACUUGUAACAAAGUAGAAAACCUUCCCGAUGAACUCUACUUCUGCAAGAAACUGAAAACCCUGAAGAUUGGGAAAAACAGUCUAUCUGUACUUUCGCCGAAAAUUGGAAAUUUACCAUUCCUUUCCUACCUAGACGUUAAAGGCAACCACUUUGAAAUCCUCCCUCCUGAACUGGGUGACUGUCGGGCUCUGAAACGAGCUGGUUUGGUUGUGGAAGACGCUCUGUUUGAAACUCUGCCUUCUGAUGUCCGGGAGCAAAUGAAAACAGAAUAACUUAUUUUUCGUCAGAGUUUUGACUGACACACGCUUCUACCAAAUACAGUCUGAAUAAUUAGGUAGUCUUAAUGCCUUUCCUAUUUUAUUUUUAUUUUUAUUUCCGUUUUCACACAAAGCAAAAUGUACACAAAGAUUGAGUAAGGAGUAUGUAUUUUUUAAUAAAAAUUUAAUUGUAUUUUUUCAAUAUUAA
Molecule: messenger RNA, 2814 nt
Organism: Otolemur garnettii (small-eared galago)
Lineage: Eukaryota; Metazoa; Chordata; Mammalia; Primates; Galagidae
Gene: LRRC8C
Product: leucine rich repeat containing 8 VRAC subunit C
Exons: 3
Coding region: 210-2621 (803 amino acids)
Molecular function (GO): protein binding
Source: RefSeq, a predicted model, not a curated record